Messenger RNA from Papaver somniferum (opium poppy), 1585 nucleotides. Its product is annotated as F-box protein CPR1-like. Lineage: Eukaryota; Viridiplantae; Streptophyta; Magnoliopsida; Ranunculales; Papaveraceae. The transcript is spliced from 2 exons. Gene Ontology annotation, molecular function: protein binding. Bases 249 to 1364 code for a protein of 371 amino acids. The record is from RefSeq and is a predicted model, not a curated record.
AGAAAAAUCGUUCGAAGAAAGUUUUUAAAUAGUUCAAAUGUCAUCACCGUCCUGCAUCUUUUCAAUUGAAACCAAUAUGUAACCCCUAACUUCAGAUUCACUUCAAAAUAGAUUUGAUGUUCCUAAUGCGGAACAAGACGAACCAAACGAAUAACUUUUAGAUAUGGAACUCAAAAAUCUCAUCUAGCUCAGCUGUUAAUUAUAUAUAUUGAAAAUUAGUAGCUGAAUCGAGAGAAAAAGGAGCAACGAUGUCAAGCAUUCCAGAAGAGAUGUACCAUGAAAUCCUUUUUAGGUUGCCAGUGGAAUCAUUACUUGUAUGUAAGUCUGUUUGCAAGAGUUGGUAUGCCCUAAUCUCUUCCUCUGAUUUUGUUAAUACCCAUAUUACUAUGCAGAAAAACAACCCUAUUCUCAUGCUUGAAGGUUCAUCUAGGUCUAGCAGCAAUCAUUCACUUUACUCCAUCGGUUAUGAUUCAUUAGCAUCACCAUUUUGUGAAAUUAAUGAUGAUACUAUUGAAAUUGAUUACCCAUUCAAACAUUUAGAUUAUGAUGUUCGACUGCUGGGUACUUGUAAUGGUCUGGUUUGCAUGUGGUUGUAUGAUUAUGAAGGUCGUAGAGAUUUUCUUUGUCUUUGGAACCCAGCUACAACAGAAUAUAAAGAAAUACCAAAAUCACCAGAUGUAUUUGAUAGAUGUGAAGUUUGUUUAUUUGCUUUUGGGUAUGAUUGCAAGACUGGUGAUUAUAAGUUGGCAAUGGGUAUAGAAGCUUAUGGAACCAAGGAUAGUUCUCUGGUCCAAGUCUAUACGUUAACAACAAAUUCAUGGAAAAACGGGCAAAUUGUACCUUACAAGUUUCCUUAUAUGCAAAAAUCUGGGGUGCUUGUUAAUGAAUACCUUCAUUGGUUAGCAAAAGCCCAAGGUAACAUUAUCUUACUCUCUUUGGAUAUGGGUGACGAGAGUUUCAAAGAAAUGCAACUGCCGAUGGACAAGAAUAAGCAUCCGCAUAUGAUUCUGGGAGAGUUGGAAGGGUGCCUUUGUAUCCUUGUCAGCUCAUAUGCCAAUGGCGUUAAGCUUCAUGUUGAAGUCUGGAAGAUGCUGGAUUAUGGGGUUGGAGAAUCUUGGGCUAGGUAUUAUAUCAUUUCCCAUGAGAGUAUUAUAGCGAAUCAGUUAUUUUUGAGGCUCAUGGGGUCUUUCAAGAAUGGUGAGAUUCUGUUCUUGAGUUGCGGUAUGCUAGUAUCGUAUGACCCGAAAUAUGGAAGUGCUAGAGAAGAAGAAAUUGACAAUGUUCCAUUCUUAGAAGCCGAGAAUUAUAUUGAAAGCUUAGUUUCUCUCAACUCCGGUACUCAUGUUUGGGAAGACGACAUCUAAAGAAUCAAUGGAGACUUGAAGAGGCAGCUUGAGAAGAAAAACAGGUGAAUAUGUUAUUUAGUUCUUGGUAUUGAUAUAUAUUAAUGCAGUUUUUUAGUAGCUUGAAGUGUCAAGUUUGAGAUUAUAAGGUUACUGUGUUGCAUUUUGCUUCUCAUACUUUUAAAUCCUUGAACCUUAAUAUAUUGGGAUGAAAAUUUUGCGUUGGAGCCCUGAACUCUGAA